Falco peregrinus (peregrine falcon) is the source of this 2015-nucleotide messenger RNA. It is a transcript of the gene PUS3, whose product is annotated as pseudouridine synthase 3. The transcript is spliced from 5 exons. The record is from RefSeq and is a predicted model, not a curated record. Gene Ontology annotation, cellular component: nucleus; cytoplasm. Bases 122 to 1558 code for a protein of 478 amino acids. NCBI's taxonomy places the organism in Eukaryota, Metazoa, Chordata, Aves, Falconiformes, Falconidae. Gene Ontology annotation, biological process: tRNA pseudouridine synthesis; mRNA pseudouridine synthesis. Gene Ontology annotation, molecular function: RNA binding; pseudouridine synthase activity.
GGCGGCCCGGCGGAGGCACCGGAUGAGGCGGGCGCUUCCGGGGCAGCGGCCCCGGCCCCGGCAGCCGCCCGCAGAUCCCAAGGAGCUACCAGCAACUAAUUAAGGCUUCAAGAAAGUGGCUAUGGCCGAGGGGACCGUGGUUACCGAUCAAGAGCAACUCCUGAGGAGGGUGCAGGAGCUGGAAGAGGAGGUGAAGCGGCUGCAGGAGAAGCUCCAAGAGGACAAGGGAGGCGCUGGGAGAAGAGAGGCUCCGUCAGCCCCCGGGAAAGCCAAAAAACGCCAACAACGUCCGUUUGAUUUUGACGCUUACGGCCGCAGACACGUGGCGCUGAAGAUCGCCUACCUGGGCUGGGGCUACCAGGGUUUUGCCAGCCAGGAGAACACCAGCAACACCAUCGAAGAGAAACUGUUUGAAGCCUUGAAGAAGACACGGCUGGUAGAUGACAGACAGACCUCCAGCUACCACCGCUGCGGGCGGACAGACAAAGGAGUCAGUGCCUUUGGACAGGUGAUUUCCCUAGAUCUCCGCUCAAACCUGUCAGAGGGGAAGAAGCUAAAUGGCCACGAGGGUCAAUCAGAAGGCAAAAGCGAGGGGGAAGAGGAGCUCCGCUACACCCAUAUUCUGAACAGGGUGCUCCCGCCUGACAUCAGGGUGCUGGCCUGGGCCCCUGUGGAGCCGGAUUUCAGCGCCCGGUUCAGCUGCCUCAAGAGGACGUACCGCUACUUCUUCCCCUGCGCCGACCUAGAUGUAGCCCUCAUGCACGCCGCAGCCCAGAGGUACGUGGGGACCCACGAUUUCCGUAAUCUAUGUAAAAUGGACGUUGCCAACGGAGUGGUCAACUUCCAGAGAACAAUCCUCAGCGCUGGAGUAACGUGGGUAGACAGAGGAGAACCUGGGCUGCAGGAUCCCUUCCGCCUGUGCCAGUUUGAAGUGACUGGACAGGCGUUCCUGUAUCACCAAGUCCGCUGCAUGAUGGCGAUCCUCUUCCUCAUCGGCCAGAGGAUGGAGAGCCCAGAGAUCAUCGACGAGCUGCUGGAUGUGGAGAAGAACCCCCGAAAACCGCAGUACAGCAUGGCAGUCGAGUUUCCCCUCGUCCUGUAUGACUGCGAGUUUGAAAACCUUCAGUGGCUCUACGACCGCGAAGUGCAGGAGUUCAACGUUACACACCUACAGCAGCUCUGGGCCAACCACGCAGUCAAAACACAAGUGCUACACAACAUGUUACAUGGGUUAGAUGCUGCUCCCGUGGCUACUGGAAAAAGCCCAGGGAACAACACAACUGUUCUGUGGGGAGAUAUGAAGCCCGUGCUCUGCAAUCAGGUCAGCGGCUUCGUGGAAGGCGUUAAGGCCCGCACCUACAAGCCUUUACUGGCCCGCCCCAAGUGCCAGGGGCUGGAGGCCCGCAUCCGCCACUUUGUGCGCAGGGGCCGCAUCGAAACCCCCCAGGGCCUGCAGGUGGGGGGGGACGGGGACGAGCAGCCCCCCGAGACCAAGAGGUGCCACCACGGUGGUGCCACCGAGCAGCCCCCCAAGCGGGCCUGCAUAGGCACCGAGUGAUGGUGGCGGGUCACCUCAGCAGACAGGCAGUUGGCUGCUUUGCAUUUUUUUUUAUCGGGAAAAAAAAUAAAAAUAAAAUUUUUCCAGUGUUAUUUUUAUAAAUUUUAAGAAAUGUGGUGGUGUGCUGUGCCCUGGCCUGGGAGGGGGUGGGGGUGCCGCAGCCCCUCAGAGCCGCUCUCCUCACGGCGGGGCGGCCCUGUGGGGUGCUGGGGCCACACCGGGCCGUGGCAGCCAGGGCCCACCCGCCUGCAGCGCCUCCCCACGCCCCCCGGUACCUGCAGGGCCCGGCCGCACUCGUCCGCCCGCCGCGACCGUUACCGGCCACCAACCGUCGCCGGAGUUUAAACAGCCGGGUGGGGGCGGGGCCGUCCCCUGAGGCCCGCCCUUGGGGGCGGCGACAUUGGGCAGCGCUGGUGUCACUCGGCUGGCUUUUCCCUUCUGAUUGGAGGAGGGGGUU